This is a messenger RNA of Vanessa atalanta (red admiral), 2613 nucleotides long. It is a transcript of the gene Neurochondrin, whose product is annotated as neurochondrin homolog. The transcript has a single exon. Gene Ontology annotation, cellular component: dendrite. Gene Ontology annotation, biological process: regulation of neuronal synaptic plasticity; neuron projection development. Lineage: Eukaryota; Metazoa; Arthropoda; Insecta; Lepidoptera; Nymphalidae. The record is from RefSeq and is a predicted model, not a curated record. The coding region runs from base 287 to 2500 and encodes 737 amino acids.
GUCGGAACGAAAUACUGCGCGCGCUGUCAUCAUUAGGUUCUACGUCGUUGAAAUUUUCGUUUUACUUCGACUGCAGCCGCGUGUUUAACGUUCACGUUCCAGUGUAUUAUAAAUAGAAUUUUCAUAGUUGGAGAACGUGAGCUCGACGUCCAGAUUUAGAUAUUUUGGAACAGAACUCGUGCUAAUUAUAAAUGUGAUGUAGACAGUUCGCUCGAUUCAACGGCUCCGCGCUCUCAGUAGAGUGUGAUCUACUGCGUUUUCUGUGCACACCGAGUGUUUCGUUACAAUGGGAGACAUAUCCGAGCCAAUAAAAAAAUGCAUACUCAUUUUAAAGUCUGCAAAAAGUGACACUGAAAAAUUUGCUGCUUUAUUUAUGGUGACAAAACUAGUAAAAAGCAAAGAUUGUAAUGCUUUAGCAAAGAAGGCUUUGUUUGAAGCGAUCGGUUUUAAGUUUUUAAAGAAGCUCUUAACUGGAAAUAACAUUCAAGAUGAUUGCCCUCCAUCAGUCUACAAAUCCGUUGCUCUAUCAAUACUCACGUGUUUCUGUAAUGAACCGGAACUCUCCACACAUCCUGAAAUGCUCGCCAAUAUACCCGUGUUCCUUGACAUUGUGCAGACAUCCGACAAUGACGAUUAUGAUGAUAACCUAAUUAUUAUUAGUGAAGCAUAUACAUGUCUGCAGUGUAUUGCUGAACAUGAAGCAGGUCAAAAAGCCCUCAUCGAAGUGGGUGCAAUAACUAAAAUGUCGGAGAUUUACUCUCAUCAAAGCUUCCAAACUGAUGAAGCACUUAAUAUUCUUGUUAAGUUGGUUAGUAGAUAUGGACCUGCAGCAUGGGGAAGUGAUCCCAAACCCUUUCAUGCUCUAGUAAAUAAAAUAGCAUUAGAUUUUGCAACAGACCAAUCUGAAAGGAAAUUUGAACUGGCUACCAUUUUAAGUGCAUUAUUAUACAGCUGUAACAAAACAACCGUUAUACCAGGAUCAUCAGAAGAAACUUGGCCACAAAGUAUUUACAAAGCUCUUUAUGAUAUAUUAACAAGUAAAAUUGGUAAAAAUCAAAGAGACCCUGCAUUGAAACUUGCAGCAAAUAUUAUUGACUUGCUCGGAGUUGAGUGGACAUUCAAUGAUGAGGAUAACCCUAAAAAAUUCUUCCUCUUAUUGUUACAAUUAUGUGCUAUUGAGGUACGAAUGCAACUUGAGGAUAGAAGUUUUAAGCAAGCUUUUGCCAAUGCCGAACUCAUUACCGCUUGUUUCAUUGUGCUGGAAUUAUCAAUUAACUACAUGGGCACAGAUCAGCUAGACUUAGAACAAAAAGAAAAACAAUCAGUUUACACAAGCCUUAAAGGAGCAUUCAAUGCUGUUGUUUCUAUAUUAACAAAAGUAUCCAAUGACAAAAACCGAGAUAAACUUCCUGACCCUGAAAAAGUUUUUAUAUGUGCCAUGGUAAGAGUCUUAGUUGCCUGGAUUGCCCAAGAAACAACAGCAAUGCGAGAGCAGAUUUAUGCAUUGCUUCCAUUCAUAUUUACACUUGCAAAUGACUCUUUUCAUGCUUAUAGAGCAAGAAAACUAGCUGAAAAGAAUAAAAGUGAUGGUGAGCCAAUGAAUAUUGAAAUAUCUUUACUGGGUCAAAUUGAUUUGUUGCGUUUAAUGCUACCAGCACUUUGCCAUCUUGUUGUGGAAGAUAAAGCAAGAGAUAUUGUUCUAAAUCUAAAGCAGGAAGACAUUCUCUAUGAGGCUAUGAACUUUCAUUGGUCUAUUGUACAUUAUAAGAAACCAAUUGUACCAAAAUCUGAAAGAGGGAAGGUUAGAACUCAACCUGAACCAGAAUUAGAUCCUCAAGUAUUAGAAGAUAUGAAAGAUUCAAGAGCUGCCAUGGUCAGCCUUUGCAAUAUUUUCAUGAAUCUGACUGUAUUGGCUCCCAAAGUUGUGGAAAACAGUAUGUUAUUCAACACACUUCUUAAGUUUAUUUUUAACAAUUUACCAGAACUUAAAAAUAUACCUGAAAAUCUUGUUCUUCAUGGACACCUCGCUGUAUUGGGACUUCUUCUUCUAAAACAACAAGCAAGCAAAGUGAAGAAAAAUGACUUCUCUAUAUGUAGAUAUAUUCAGUCAACAAUACGAUUCCUUUGGGAUGCCUACAAUGUUGAUGAAUCAAAUGAUCCUAAUGCCCUUGUUGUUUCAAUGACUUAUAAGGAAAAUUGGAAUGAAAUUGCAGAUCUGUGGUUCUUAGGCAUGCAAACUUUAAGCGGAGUUUUGACUACUAUACCUUGGAUAUCCGAGUUUGCCAUAGAAAGUGGAUGGGCUGAAGGAAUAGCUCAAAUGCUUGCCAAAGUCAAAGUUGGUACAUUGGCCCCAAAUGUUAAGUCUGCAUUUGAAGAUUUCCUGUGUAGAUUAGUUGACUCAAAUGAAAGUGCUAUUCCUGUUUUGAAGAAAGGUGGUGCCUUAAAGAUGUGCAGAAACCACAGAUUAAUGGAUUUGGGCAAAAAAUUGUUUGGAGAUUAAAUUAAACUGUUUGUUUUUAUAUACUUUUUUUUGUACUAAAUUAAUUUUAUACUGAAAUGUACUUAAGUUUUUUUAUUUAACAAAUUGCAAUCUUCUUCUGCUGUAAAUAUAAC